Funneliformis mosseae is the source of this 732-nucleotide messenger RNA. The record is from the annotation of a GenBank genome assembly. NCBI's taxonomy places the organism in Eukaryota, Fungi, Glomeromycota, Glomeromycetes, Glomerales, Glomeraceae.
AUGUCCGAUACUUCUCAUGAUCCUACUUCUUCUACGAGCAAUGAACUUGUGAUUUGGAAAUAUGAUAAUCCUUAUGCGAAUUAUAAACUUGAUCCUGAACGAAUCUUUUUAUUAAAUGGAUAUACACUUCGAAUAAAUCAAAAAUUAAAUAAUAUUGUCGACAUUACACAAAAUACUGGGAAUUUAGUUUGGGAUGGCGCAUAUAUAUUAAGCAAAUAUAUUGUAAAUAAUCUUAAAAAUGAUGCAACAUUUCGUGAAAAUAUUAAAUACGCUGCACCAUUUAACGAGAUACGAUUUUUGGAAUUGGGAUCAGGGUGUGGACUGGCUGGAUUAUCAACAUGGAUUUUAGGUGGAUUUGUUGUAUGUAAACGAUUUAAUUCGGAAUCUAAUUUAAAAAAUAAAAAUAAAUUGGAUGUUGGGUUGCGUAGAGAAGAUAUUAAUGUUUUUCCAUUAAAUUGGGAAGAAUUGCCUCAAGACUCUUCAAACCCACUACACAUAUCGAAUAUGCUUCCUCAUCUACCUUGUGACACUUUAGAAGGAAGGAAAGAAAACCGAAGAACUUUGGUAUUAGGAAUCUAUAAAGAUCGUGGAUUAGGUGAAUCGACCUUUUUUGAUAUUGCUAAUAAAUUUGGUAAAAUGAAAGUUAUUUGGAUUGAUAAUAAUUGGAUGAUAAAAGAAUUUAAUAAUUAUUCUCAAGAAUAUAAAAUGUUUUGGCUUAUUCCUUUUGAAUAA